AUGGGUAGACGGCCCAACUUCUUGAUCAUCGUCGCCGAUGAUCUAGGCUUCUCGGACAUCGGUGCCUUCGGCGGAGAGAUCAAGACGCCAAACUUGGAUUCGUUGGCAGCAGACGGUCUGCGGUUCACAGACUACCAUGUGGCGGCUGCCUGCUCACCGACACGGUCGAUGCUGCUCAGCGGCACCGAUAAUCACAUAGCCGGCAUCGGUACCAUGGCCGAAAGCAUCCAGGACUUUCAGAAGGAUCAGCCGGGCUACGAGGGAUACCUCAACGACCGGGUAGCAGCACUGCCGGAACUGCUCAGAGAUGCGGGCUACUAUACGCUCAUGUCCGGCAAGUGGCACCUCGGACUGACACCCGACCGGUAUCCGUCCAAACGGGGAUUUGACCGAUCUUUCUCUCUUCUACCCGGUGCUGCAAAUCAUUAUGGCUGGGAGCCGCAAGUAGACGACCGGAACGCCAUGCCGAGCAUCUUGAAAAGCACCCCCGUCUUCUACGUCGAGGACGACAGCACCGUUAAGCCAUCAGAGCUCGGGCCUGACUUCUACUCAUCCGAGGCAUUCACCACCAAGCUGCUGCAGUACCUUGGCGAGAGAUCUGAUGAGCAGAGGGAGCAGCCCUUCUUCGCGUAUCUUCCCUACUCCGCACCUCACUGGCCCCUGCAGGCCCCCGAGGAGGAUCGUCUAGAUUAUCGCGGUGUGUACGACGAUGGCCCGGACGUGCUCCGGCAGCAACGCCUCGCCAGGCUCAGGGAGCUGGGUCUCAUCCCGGCCCACGCCAAACCUCACCAUGUCGUGGUGCCGCCGGUCGACCGGCCCUUGUCUCGCGAGUGGGAGUCCCUGACGGAGGAGGAGAAGAAGGUCUCUUCGAGGACGAUGGAGGUCUACGCCGCCAUGGUCCAGCACAUGGACGGCCAGAUUGGCCGCGUGCUGUCCUACCUGCGCUCGACGGACGAGCUGGACAGCACGGUCGUGCUGUUCAUGUCGGACAACGGCGCCGAGGGCCUCCUGAUGGAAGCAUACCCGCUGGUAGAAGGCGACAUAUUUGACUUCAUCGACAGGUACUACGACAACAGCCUUGACAACAUCGGACGGGGAAACAGCUAUGUCUGGUACGGCCCCCGGUGGGCCUCGGCGGCAACGGCGCCGUCGCGGCUGUACAAGUCGUUUGCCACAGAAGGCGGGAUCCGCGUUCCGCUCAUACUCCGCUACCCGCCACUCACGCAGACGCGACCUGACGGUAUCGAGCACGGAUUUGCGACGGUCAUGGACAUUGCGCCCACGCUCCUCGAACUUGCCGGGACACACCACCCGGGGACGAAGUAUCGCUCUCGCGAGGUGGCACCUAUCAGGGGCAAGUCGUGGGUGCCAUAUCUCAAAGAUCCGGAAGGGGAAGGGCACAUACAUGGCGAGGAUACCGUCACCGGGUGGGAACUCUUCAACCGCCAGGCUCUGCGCAUGGGGAAAUGGAAGGCCGUAAACAUGCCGGCCCCGUACGGGACUGGAUCUUGGGAGCUCUACGACCUGGAUGCCGACCCCGGAGAGACCCAUGAUCUGGCCUCGACGUCCCCGGAUAAGCUGGAAGAGCUUCUGACUCACUGGGGAGAGUACGCCCGAGAUGUAGGGAUCGCGGUGAAGGCCUUCUAA
This is a messenger RNA of Geosmithia morbida, 1647 nucleotides long. Its product is annotated as arylsulfatase. Gene Ontology annotation, molecular function: arylsulfatase activity. Bases 1 to 1647 code for a protein of 548 amino acids. The transcript has 2 exons. Lineage: Eukaryota; Fungi; Ascomycota; Sordariomycetes; Hypocreales; Bionectriaceae. The record is from RefSeq and is a predicted model, not a curated record.